Molecule: messenger RNA, 1176 nt
Organism: Trichobilharzia szidati
Lineage: Eukaryota; Metazoa; Platyhelminthes; Trematoda; Strigeidida; Schistosomatidae
Source: the annotation of a GenBank genome assembly
AACGGAGUUCAAUGUUGUAUAGCGCUUGAUUCAUUUCACUGCGUGCCCUCUAGGGAUUGAUAAAGUUUAUUACUAAGGUUAUAAGACCAAGAUUUCACAUUGUCAUUUUAAAAGAAGCUAGAUGGAACCGACAUGUGUAAAGACGUCAGAACAUCGUUUGGAUGAUUGGUUAAUUAUUUUGAAGGAACAUCAUAUUUUAAAAUCUCUUGGACCAGAGAGAAAGGCGUUUGAAGAGAGUGUGGACCUUCCUGCCAUCCCUGAGAUGAUAUUUGACCAAAAUUCACUCUCAAUUUAUUUCUGUCAGUCGAAAGAUAUAGAAACUAAAGUAUGUAAAAUUGAUUUUAAUGCACUCGAUGCUCUUAAAUUGGUGGAUCCAAAGAACAUAACAGUCGAGGUACCUUUCGCAAAGGAUUGGCGAGAAUCCCGAUCUACUAACAACGAAGAGCUAGUAGCACAUAAACCAUAUGACUGGACAUUUACCACUCCUUAUACAGGAACAUUGUCUGGUAAGUUCCGCAUUAUUGGGAUGUUUAUUGUGAUGGAUACUUUUUAUAGAUUAAUUACGGUAUUAACUUGUAGCAAGUAUUCAGAUUGCAUAUCUGUAAAGUAUCCACGUGUAUGCAAUCCUAAAAUUUUUCGUGACCUCUUUGACCUUCACUUUCUUCCAAUCAAGUUCUGUUUCUGCUAGCCUGAGAUACUCAGGACCUUGGAGUGUGUCUCGUACAACUGAAGGUUUAGAUAUGGAGUACUUACGUCGGAAAGAUCCUAUUAAAUUUUUUGUCAAUACAACAUUGUACGAAGAUGAAUUAGGUGAUAAUGGAAUGUCUAUGUUAAAUGUAAAAUUUCGUGCAAUGUCCACCGGUUUCUUCUUGUUACAGCGUUUCUUUUUACGUGUUGAUGGUGGACUCUUACGAGUGUAUGACACACGAAUACAGUGGCGUCAAAGUGAUAGCUACUUACUUCGGGAUGUACGUCGGGUGGAAAGUUCAUCGUGGAAAUCAGAAAUGAAUGGAGUUAGUUUAGAAAUGGCAGAUCAAUUAUGUGACACAGUAAUUGAACACUAUACAGAAAAACUUGUACCAUUAAGUGUAAAUACAUCUUAGAAAAAAAAUACUUAUACUUAUUUUGUAUGACUAUUGUGAUUGAAAAGAAAUAAUAAAUUUAUGUAAAUAGCGA